CCUGCGGGCCAGAAGCCAGGAACCAGCGGCGGCCUACAGGCCUCCAGGCUUCGCGGCCUCCUGGUUUUCCCGCCCAGACAGGGGUCCGCGCACUGUAGGCCAAGUGCUUGGCGCACCCGGUGGACGCUCGAAGCGUCACCCACCUCCGGCCCCCUUCUCUCCUCCAAAGACCUCCCCGCCAGGAACGCUGAAUUUGCACCCUCUCGGCCUCGCGGAGUUCGGACUUCCGUCAUCUUCAUCCCACUGCAUGUGGCUCUUGGAGAAAGCCGGCUACAGGCCGGGGCCCCCGGAGUCCGGGCCCCGAUGGGCACCGUCCAACCUGCUCCCUAAGCGCCGAGGAGCCCGGAGCCCGUCCGCGCGCGCCUGUCCCAACGUCCUCACCCCCGACCGCAUCCCGCAGUUCUGCAUCCCGCCUCGGCUCCCGGACCCCGGCGGCUCCCAGCCCCCUGCCGGCCGCGGCCUCCCCGCGGCCUGUUCGCUGCCGCACCUGGCGGGCCGCGAAGGCUGGCCCUUCCUGCCCGAGAGCCCGCACACGCGCCGGCGCGAGUCCCUGUUCCACCAGCCGUCCCCCAGCGCUCCCGCCCCCGGGGGGCUGUCCCCGGCGCACGCCCGGCUGCACGUCUCCGCCCCGGACCUCCGCCUCUGCCGGGCCCCCGACAGCGACACGGCCUCGUCGCCCGAGUCGUCGCCCUUCAGCUCGCCGCGGCCCGGCCCCGGGCGCCCCCGGGCGCCCCGGGCCUCCCCGGACGAGGCGGGCGCGGCCCACAGCAGCCCACAGGCACCGCGCCGCGCCGGGCCGCCGCUCUUCCACCCGGACUUCCCGUGUUGCCGGCUGCGGCCCACCAAGGAGAGCGCGCUGCGCCUGGCGCCCCGCGGCGGCCUGCUGCGGCUCUGCGCCGAGUACCCGGCCGGGCCCGGGCGCCUGCGCCUGCGCCUGGUGAGCGCCGAGGGCCUGCCGCGGCCACGGACCGGGCCCGGGAGCGGCGGCGGCGGCUGCUGCGUGGUGCUGCGGCUGCGGCCGCGCGUGCGGCCGCGGGGCCAGCGGAGCCGCGUGGUCAAGUGCAGCGCCAACCCCAUCUUCAACGAGGACUUCUUCUUCGACGGGCUGGGCCCGCCGGACCUGGCGGCCCGCAGUCUGAGGGCCAAGGUCCUGGACCGGGGCGCUGGCCUCCGCAGAGAUGUACUGCUGGGGGAGUGCGAGACGCCUCUUAUUGCCCUGCUGCCCCCCUUGGGUGGGGAGCUGAGUCCGGGGGCCUCCCCGGCGCCCACCCAUCUCAGUCUGUAGACUGAGAACCUGUCUUUUCCUCAGGAGGCCUCCUCUAGGUCUGCAGUAUUCAUUCGUUUCAGUCG
Hyaena hyaena (striped hyena) is the source of this 1350-nucleotide messenger RNA. RefSeq names its product C2 calcium dependent domain containing 4D (gene C2CD4D). Bases 248 to 1285 code for a protein of 345 amino acids. The record is from RefSeq and is a predicted model, not a curated record. NCBI's taxonomy places the organism in Eukaryota, Metazoa, Chordata, Mammalia, Carnivora, Hyaenidae. The transcript is spliced from 2 exons.